GGUCGAAAGUGACCGUUUUCGGUGACGGCGUACGCGUGCGUAUUUUAGCACUCAUUUUAUAAUUAUUAUUUUUUCAAACACGAAGCGAGAAAAAAACAAUAGUUUUGGGAAGAUCCCGACUAUGACUAACUGUUGCACCCGCGAGUUUUGGCAAACCUGGACGUGUCCGGUUAUAAAUAGACCACUUGCGGAAUCACGAAAACUCCACCUUUUCCACCUUACGUAAGUCGCAUUUUCGCAAAAUUUUCCGGAAACGAUUUGUCGGAAACGUGAACGACAAGACUGAAGUAAAUUUAGACGAUGCGAGUGUCUCCACGAUCGACUGAUUUAGAAAAUCGUCCAAGGAUUGAAAUACGUCCAGAGUUACAACUUUUUAUUGAAAAAACCUACGAUUGUUAAACCUACGCGGUAUUUAUGACCGUGGACUUUUACAGACAUUGCGUACUGGGAAAACAUAAUUGGAAAUAAAAACAGGUGAAAUCGAAAAAUAAAUGCCACACAUUUUACUCGUUUAUUCAACACUCUCUUGAAUACAAAUUUUAUCAAAAUUAGGUCAACAUGAAAUAAUUUUCUCUAACAUUACUUUAACUGGAAAUUCAAAUAUAGUUAUAGUUCAGUAAAACUAAAAAGUCAAUUCCGGAACUUCCCCUACAAUUCAAAAACGAAUCUCAAAUCAACUUCAAAUUAAAUAAAUUCCUUUAUACAAGCAAUUCUAACGCACUGGAUGCCAACUUCUCAUAAAUUUACUAACACCUGGACUUCAACAACCCUCUCUCAACUCCCGCAAUUCCGGUCUUACACAUGCUUAAAAUCUUUUCCACAUCUUCCAUGUUUUCCACUACUAUUAAUUAAUUAAUUAAUAAUCAAUAACAAACGCCCGAAAUUUCACUAAAAAAAUUUCAAUUAAAAAAGAUGACAUGCCUAAACAUUUCAAAACGAAAUACUCUUACUUUUAAUCCACUGUUAUUACGAUAUAAUUGAAAAAGAAAACACCUUUUCACUCAUUUAUUCGGUAUUUUCAUCACUGUAGUCCAAGAUUGGUUCAUCACAAUUGAAUUUUUCCCUAACAAUCCUCAAAACGGACUUUUGGAUCAACUCAACGUCCUCACUCGGUGUAUAAUCAUCCUCUGUUGACCGUGACACAGUCACAAUCACUGGAGGUGUCUUCAAUCCUUCUAAAACUCCCCGAAAACGCUCAAACAUAACUCCCAAUUCUUCACAACUUGACACAUGAUGAGGCAGCUCCGUAUCAUCACAAGUGCAACCCGCAUCAUGAACCAACUCCCAAUCGAUUUCUUCCUCCGUGUAAAACUUCAACAACUUAUCUCUCAAUUCCCGAACUUCACUCGGAACGUCAUCCGGGAGACACUUCCUUUCUUGCAUGUGCUUGAAAAUCCUUUCCAAAAUUUCAAUCUGCUUUUCCCGCUUUGACAUACAUUCAAAAAUAUCAUCACAGAAUUUCUCAAAUUUAUAAAUCUCUUUCAAUUUGUUGUAAGUACCAGCCUUGUCAUAAAUAUUCUUGAACGGAUUACUCGUACUGAAAAAAUCCAAAUCAAUGUCCAGAAUGUAGGGUCCCUCGACUUCGGUCAAAAGUUUUUGUUCAAAAUUCUCCCCCAGUGUUGCAACCCUCAAAGAAAUUUCUCUAACACCCUCCAAAUCUUCCGUUUUGGCGACCAAACACUCCGAAACGAAAUAAUUCUCUUUACAGUCGACCCGAAUGUGGCCGUUUUUAUUCCUCCCGAUCAAAAAUUUCUGAUCACUGUCUUUAAUCUGAUGAGCCCAUGGCGGCUUGAUCCACCAAAGAGUCUUGAAAUGACCAGCGUAAGCCCCUGGUAACAUCCAAUUUUCGAUACUAAUUUCCUCGAACAGUUUCUCUUUUUCGUACACGAAAUUCUCAGGCAUAUUUUUGGGAAUUAACAUAUCAGGAUGCGAGUCAAAAUGUACCAUUGUGUUACCCUCCAAAGGCAAGAACUUCGCCCCCAUAUUGCGAUAAAUAUGGGGCAAGACUUCAUGAUGAUACUCUACCACAUAAAUCGGAAUUUUUUCACGUUUCCGGCAACCUGUUGACGAAAAAUCACUUUUAAACACUCACACACCACACCAACGUUUCGUUCCGCGUAAAACCGACAUCAUCAGGGCGAAAAUUUCCAAAACUUACCACUCAUUUUUCAAAGUGAAACAAAUCGAAAUCACCGACAAACCGCACUCGUUACCUUUUACAAAUGACAUCAUCUUGACGUCAGUAAUGUACAUAUGUGAGUGUUUAGACACAUACGAUAACAAUAGGGAAGUUACAAGAUUUGUUGGGCGGAAAUAUCAGACGUUCGUGGCAUAAAUGAUUGAUAAAAAAGAGUUCGUUGGACUCAAAUUUUCUCAAAUAAAAUUAAUUUCGAUUUAUCGGUUUGGAAGAGUGUGAAAGUGUGAAUUAACGGUGUCAAGUCGCAGGAAGAGGACACAAACAGCAAAGCUGCAAUUAUGUUGCAUACUUAGCAGGAAUUGCUAAUAAAUCAAAUGUUUAUCGAAAAAAAUCACAAUUACGUAAUUUACUACUUGAAAAUACGAAUGAAUCAAAUUUACGACAUCUAUUAAUACGUCAGGGUCUGUUUUAAAUAAUUUCAAUCGCAGAGUUAAAAAAAAAGGAUGUCUUUAUUAGAGGUAUUAACAGGAAAAAAUAAACAUAUCAAAUUGGUGAUAAAAUUAACAAAGUAUUGAAUAAAUUUUGGAAAAUUCUGACUUUAAUGAGGAAGUACCUAAUCAUAUCAAAUUGAAAAUGAUCUCAUUUAUCUCAUGUGUGUGCUAUUUUAUAACAAAACGCGACUACCAGACCGAGUAACCCCAAUGAUCUUUUUGUUUUGUUGUUUUUACAUCAGAGUCGUUUUAGACAGCCAUUUGGACACUUGCCAUCUUUAUACAGACAAUAGAUAAAAAAAGGGAAAAAAUCUCAAUCGAAAAGAAAAUUUACAGAUUGAUACACCUGUUUACAAGUUAUUUGUUUUUAAAGAGGAAAAAAAUGUAAACAAACGACUUACAUCCGGGGGAAGUCCCAUUUUUGAGUGUGCACUGAUAGGGGUGUAAAGUCCCGGGCACAAUUUUCCCAUACAUCGUACGAUCCAUGAUCGCGUAAAACAAAAACUAAAGCGCCAAAUUCAAACGUCUGUCAAAAGUUCGCACACGGCCAAAUCACGUGGUCUUCGCGACACGACCGAAAACAUGAAGAAAACUCGCGGACAUAUCUAUGAUUAUUUUUAUUUUCCAUUUUAAUUUUAUUUACAAAUGUAUUUUGGCGCGUGCGCGACGUUCAAAUUUAGACUACUGCCCACAAAACGAUACCGGCGCCAAAAAACAAGAGAAACGAAAAAAAGAAGAGAAUUUUACCGGAAAUUUUCGAGAUUAAUCACAUUUUCCGACACUUAUUAACCGGUCCAAUUUUAGCCGGUCAUUAAAGGCUUUAUUUUCGGAGUGCUGUAACGGCUCGACUAAAACGACUUUAAAUAUUUACAAAAUAACGAGCGGACAAUUAAUGCAAAACUUGUCGAUAUGGAGGGGGGGGGUUUCACAUGGUAAUAUAAAUAUGAUGUAAUUGUGUACAAACAAUCGUCUUUUUGUGAGAUUGGCAACUUCAAGGUCCCAUCUCCUUAGAAAAUAGGUUGCACUUUCUCGCUUUGCCUUAUAUGUGUGUAGAUUUAAUUUGUCGGCGACGUAAUAUGUUUCAUAACGAGGUCAAAAUGGACUUUUAUUGAAAACUGAUCCGAAUUUGUUAAGUUUGAGAUGACACAAGACUGAAUAAUGAGACAGGAAACGCUAGAAAUAGUCCUUCGCAUCCGACUGAAAGAGUUUUAUAAAAAGACCCAUUCAUUAUGUAGAAAGAUGAAGCUACAAAUACUGUUUUAUAAUUCGUAUUGCCAGCUGCCGGCAAAUUAAAUUUAGAAUAAUCUAGACUGAAUUAAAGAAGUUACGUCAGUUUAAUUGACACCUGUCAGUCUUCAAUUGUUUACAAAAAUUACACCUCGUUAACAUUUUUGCAACCGCUGAUCGCUGACCUUCCACUUUAUCAAGUAUUGCACUAAUUUCCAAAAAUUCCAAUUUGGUAUUAUCAAAAUUACCGUUUAAUUUAAUUUCAAUCAUUACUGAUGGCAUCCGUAUUAAUAAUGUGUUAACUUACAAAUAAAUUUAGGUUAUGCGCCAAAGCAGGUGGUUUAGAUAAGCGAAGCGUUUGUGUCCUUACCUAGGUCAUCCAUGAUAACUAGCUGCCGUUCUAAUACUAAUUUUAAGUGAAAUUUGUAAACUACAUCACGAAUUAUGAGCACUUUUAAGGAAAAUGACCUUAUUUAGACAUUUUCGCAGAACCACAAAUGUCAAGAUAUAAAAUUCCAGACGGUCAGUGUGGGCAACCUUGAAAGAAGUAAACAACGAUCAAACAGCGGCUCUCAACAAGUUUUUGCAAAAUUUUGAAAAACGAAAUGUGGACUUUUACAGUUUAAGAACGUAUGAAUUAUCUUAACAAGUUGCUCUCUUUAUCUAUGACACGUUAUAACAACGUAGUGGAAAUUACUUUGAAUUAUGAUAAAAGUCAGUGAGGACCUUAAAAAAUGUGUUAAUAAUUUAUGAUUAAUAUAAAGGUAAUAUUAGAUUAAAACACUGAAAAUCUUUAACAUAAAUAAAAAAUUGGUUUUAUUGCUAUCGUUUUUUUUAUUUAUUUUUGUCAUCAUCAAUGGUGAAGUCCCUUGUCUGUAAACCCCAAAGUCCCAGAGAUAAAAAUAUUCAAAUCAUAGACCCCACAGGUCAUCGUUUAUAAAUGCAGAAAUUCGCGGAGGUUACUUUCGUGUUGUUCCAUUAAAGGACGUGCAUAUUAAAUAAACAAUAAAUGAAUUAAAUUUUGCACACAAGGCAACAGUUAAAUAUGGAAGGAAAGUUCGUGCUUAUUUUUGCAAUUUUGCACCAAAUUCUCGCUCGAACAGAGUCAAAUCUGCCGACAGUAUGCCCCGAAAUUGUGAGUCGAACUAGAUGGGGGGCACGCACUCCUUUGGAAAUCGAUUACGCCCUGAUCCCCGUUGAAAAUGUGGUCGUCCAUCACACUGUGACCAAUACUUGUAGCACAGAAGACGAAUGUGCGGCAAUUUUGCGAAACAUUCAAAAUUUCCACAUGGAAAACUUGGAUUUCCACGAUAUUGGAUACAAUUUUUUAGUGGGUGGUGAUGGUCAGAUUUACGAAGGUGCAGGCUGGCACAAAGUGGGGGCUCACACACGUGGUUACAACACUCGAUCCUUGGGCCUCGGAUUCAUUGGUACUUACACGACUCAACUUCCAAAUAACAAGCAAAUACAAGCCGUUAAAGAUUUUCUUCAGUGUGGUGUUGAAUUGGGAGAGUUGGGCAAAAAUUUUAAAUUGUUUGGGGCGCGUCAAGUUAGUUCUACUGAAAGUCCGGGCCUGAGACUCUACCGUGAAUUACAAAACUGGCCUCACUUUACCAGAUCUCCUCCUAAAUAAACUGUAUUAUAUUUAUUAAUUGUAUUUUUAAAGUGUUUUAAUAAAAUUAAAAAAAAAUCUGA
Tribolium madens (black flour beetle) is the source of this 5550-nucleotide messenger RNA. Its product is annotated as peptidoglycan-recognition protein 2-like. Gene Ontology annotation, molecular function: zinc ion binding; N-acetylmuramoyl-L-alanine amidase activity; peptidoglycan binding. The transcript is spliced from 4 exons. The coding region runs from base 4901 to 5488 and encodes 195 amino acids. Lineage: Eukaryota; Metazoa; Arthropoda; Insecta; Coleoptera; Tenebrionidae. The record is from RefSeq and is a predicted model, not a curated record. Gene Ontology annotation, biological process: peptidoglycan catabolic process; innate immune response.